This is a messenger RNA of Purpureocillium lilacinum, 1626 nucleotides long. RefSeq lists its product as uncharacterized. Gene Ontology annotation, molecular function: alpha-1,6-mannosyltransferase activity. Gene Ontology annotation, biological process: protein N-linked glycosylation. Gene Ontology annotation, cellular component: mannan polymerase complex. Lineage: Eukaryota; Fungi; Ascomycota; Sordariomycetes; Hypocreales; Ophiocordycipitaceae. The record is from RefSeq and is a predicted model, not a curated record.
AUGGAUACGCCGCCGCUGACGCCGACCUUGAGAGCAAAAACGUUUACCAAGCUCGGCGACAGGUUCUCCUCAAAAGUCGGCGACCUGGCGCUCCCACGACGCGUCAAGAGGGUGCUGCCGCUCUAUGUCGGCUGCGCCCUCACCCUUCUCAUUCUCCUCAAUCUCGACUUUCUCGCAUUGGUCCCGAGCCCAGUCGCUGUGCUGCAGCGGCAGGAGACAGCUCCUCCUCCUGCGUCUCCGCCUCCGCCUCUGCCUCCUACGUCGGGUCUUCUGGGAAGCUCGUUCCCGCAAAAGAUAUGGCAGACCUGGAAGAUUGACCCGCUCCUCUUCGGGAUCAAGGAGACUGUGAGGGCGACAACUUGGUUGGAAAAGAACCCGCACAUGAGAUACGAGGUCAUUACAGAUGCGAGUGAAAUGACCUACAUCAACGAGCAUUAUGGACCAAACGGCUUCAAUCGCCCGGACAUUGUCGACUUUUAUCAUAGCAUCAAUCUUCCGAUUAUAAAGGCCGACCUUCUGCGAUACAUGAUCCUAUACGCCGAAGGUGGCGUUUAUACCGACAUCGACGUCGAGGCGCUCAAGCCGUUCCACCGCUUCUUCCCUGAGCGACAUAACGAACUAGAGUACGACCUCGUCGUCGGAGUCGAGGUGGACGAGCCCCAAUUCCGCGAUCACCCUAUCCUAGGCCAGAAAUCCGAAUCCUUCUGCCAAUGGACUAUUAUUUCGCGCCCCCAGCAUCCAGUCAUGAUGCGACUCAUUGAGAACAUCAUGGCCUGGCUGAACGGCGUCGCGAAGGAACAGCGCGUUCCAAUCAACAAGGUCGAGCUCACAUUUGACCAAGUUCUUACAGGCACCGGUCCCUCCGCGUUCACCAAGGCCGUCAUGGCGGAAAUGAACAACAACUCGCCAGAGCGCAAGGUCACAUGGGACGACUUUCACAGCAUGACGGAAUCCAAGGUCGUCGGUCGCGUUCUCGUCCUAACAGUGGAGGCCUUCUGCGCCGGAUCAGGCCAUUCAGACUCAGGCAAUCAUGGAUCUCGAAAUGCCCUCGUCAAACACCACUAUCACGCAUCCAACUGGCCGAGUCGACACCGGCGAUACAGCCACCCUGCCUUUGGCCAGGUUGAAGAAUGCAAUUGGAACGCCGACUGCGUCAGGCAAUGGGAUAAGGAUGUGGCCGACUUCGAGAAGCUCUCGGAGCAGGGCAAGAAGGACAAGAUCAGGGAGAGGCUGCUCUUGUUGCAACCACCGCCGCCUCCGCCUGCUCCGCCGCAGCAGCAGCCGCUAGAACAACCACUGAAGCUGCCAGAGUCUCUGCCACAACUACCGAAACAGCCCGAGCAGCCGCUGGAACAGAAGCUGGAGCCAGUACCGGAGCAGAAGCCGGAACAGAAGCCGGAACAGAAGCCGGAACAGAAGCCGGAACAGAAGCCGGAACAGAAGCCGGAACAGAAGCCGGAACAGAAGCCAGAGCAGAAGCCGGAGCAACAGUCGGACAAGCUGGAGGAAAAAAAGGCCCCCGAGCAAGGCGGAGAGCAGAAACCGAUGGAACAACCCGGUCAAUCAGACAAUCACGGGCAACAUGAGCAAGUGGAGGAACCGAAGCAGCCAGAGCAGGCACUCUAG